UUCUGCCUGUGUUGGUGAUGUUGGCGACAGUGUGCUCCUGCUACGACCCAUUUGAUUGCCAAGAUCUUCAUCUCCAGCUCAGUUACUGUAAAAGAAUGUGGUCGAUACCUCGAGUAGCGGAGAUCCCCAACCUACUGCUGGUGCUGUCCUGCCUCCUGGUGCACACCCACGGCUUCACGGCUGGGCAAAUUUUAGAAAAACGUUCAGGGAGACAGGAAAUAGCUGGCCAGCGUAGCGACCUCCGUAUCCUCAACCCUGACGAAGAUUGUGACGAUGAAGAACCAGAGGUUCAUGGAACGUGUUCGUGCUGCUACGGGAACGAAUUCUACACACAUGGGUCAGUUGUCCACACCGACGCCAAGAAGUGCAUACAGCUAGUGUGUCACGACGGAGAGAUUGUCUCCAAGUACACCGGCUACUACUACUGCAGCUCUUGUUGUGAGUACAAUGGACAGCUGUACAAUCACAAUGAACAUCUGCCACUGCCGUGCGGCUAUAUGAGGUGUUCAUAUGGCAGCUGGUACGUCUACGACAGCAUCGACCACUGCUGCUCCCACUGUAUACUAUAUGAUGACAUCCACAUCGUCACCUUCGACAAUAGAUACUACGACUUCCACGGUCACCUCAACUACUCCCUCGCCCAGUCCGACACAUCGUACAGCCCAGAGGUGGGCGUAUUUGCUGACUUCAAGCCAUGUUCGUACAGCGGCCUGGUUUCUUGUCUCGACAAGGUCACAUUCAGGGAGAAUCCAAACACCAUCGUCACCAUCGACUACAGCGACUUGGGCACUAUUCAAGUGAACGGAGAGUGCUACAGCCUGGCCAGAUUAACAAACUAUUGGUAUGCCUAUCCGCUGGAGGUGAACGGCGUCACCUAUCCGAUAAUCGUAGUCAAGAUGUCCUUCGAUUGCGUUAAGUUUGUUGGCCACACUUCCAAGAUCACGUUGAUAGUCUGCCCACACCGUGUUGACGUGUUAGCCCACCCGAGCCUCUCUGACGGUCUGGAUGGUCUUUGUGGCCACUACAACAACUACCAGAAUGACGACUUCACCAGCCGCUCUCUUACCGUCUAUCCUUUAUACAAAUACCCUCUGGACUUCCCGCUUUCUUGGCUGACAAACGACCAGUGUGGCGAGGAUUAUCAAAGUGACUGCCCUGAGCCUCACCUGGGAUGCUCUGGCGCAUAUACGUUCUCACCGUGCAUGGCGAACACCAAUGAAAUGUAUAACUACUACUGUCAGUGCUUAAAUUACUUGUACUUCUUGUUCUACCUUGAGCAUGAUCUUCAUCACCUGCAAUCGUGUGUCUCUGACCUCUGCAUGUUGUACCAGAACGGCCAGAGCAGUUACGUCAACACUUGGCUGAUGACCCUGAAGGACAACGCUGACACUAGCUGCUUUUUCUACUAUAACCAUGCAGAUUUCUCUAAUGGGUGGCCAGCCUGAACAUAUGAUUAUGAAGCGAAGUAUUAUGCAUUUACUAUGGUCUGGACGAAGAGAAGUACAUUACUACAAGAAGGAACACCAGAAGUGAACGUGUGAAGUGGACGUUAGACAUGAACUCCACAGUAAACAGCUGAGGAAGACAUCGCGAGUGAACAGGGACAACAGGAACCAACAGCAGCAGUCAACAUCGGAGGUGAACGGUAGUCAUAAGCAACAGAAUCUGUUGCGUUUAAAUGCCAAAUAUUAACACCAAAAGUGAACAGUAUUGAACAAGCUCUGAACACCGCAAGCACCAGUAAGACUGUUGAACAAGACAAUAUGAUAAUCAAUUCCCUGGCGUCAGUUGUCGAAGUCGUCCCAAACUUAUACCAACGAUUAUUAUUAAGUCACCAGUAAUUCCUCGCCGCGAGACAUGAGAAAUUCUCGUUCACCCAACAACUGAAACUAAAACUGAAAAUCCCUUACCACCGACUAGUGGAGUUUGCUAUUCGAAAACAUCUGAAAUCAAACCAGAAAUUAUCAAAUAUUUGGAAUCAUUCGUUCAAAAUUUCCAAACAUCUGGAGUCCUAAGUAAACAUUACAAAACAUCUGGCAUCAUACUUUAACAUUCUUAAAGAUAUGGAGUUAGGGUUUAAUAGUUAUAAAAAAGAAAUCAACAUCCCAAUUUAGUUACCCUCUUCUUCAUAAUAUUCACAUUUACUGUAAUAUUAUUAUAUGAACUGUUGUUAUUAUUGUUAAGAUGUUAGCAACAAUAAAUUUGGAUAGUCAGUG
Molecule: messenger RNA, 2216 nt
Organism: Homarus americanus (American lobster)
Lineage: Eukaryota; Metazoa; Arthropoda; Malacostraca; Decapoda; Nephropidae
Product: mucin-6-like
Exons: 12
Coding region: 18-1445 (475 amino acids)
Cellular component (GO): extracellular matrix
Source: RefSeq, a predicted model, not a curated record